Molecule: messenger RNA, 3261 nt
Organism: Seminavis robusta
Lineage: Eukaryota; Bacillariophyta; Bacillariophyceae; Naviculales; Naviculaceae
Source: the annotation of a GenBank genome assembly
AUGAUUCGCUGGCUACUUCAUGUACUAGCAUUAUUGCCACUGACCUGCCAAGGUCGAUUCUUGGAACAACCCACUGUGCGAUGGACGUUUCGUGUUCCUGGCAGUGGCUCUCUGAGUGGCCGCGGCUUUCGCUCGGGCAAUCAAGUAGUGGCGUCACCAGAUGGCAAGACCCUCUUUGCCACGGCCGAUGAUGGCACUCUACACCUUAUCGACACGGAAGAUCUACGAAACUCUCAAGUCUUUGAUCCCGAAACCAUUGCUGGCACGUUCACCGAAUGUCGAUCGGGAGUCACACUCAAGUAUGACGCCAACAAUAAAGAACUUGCCUACGUGGUAUACUCGGUUAUUGAUGUUCCCGUGCAAGUGGGGGUGUUGUACGAUGGCUUGUCCAGUGAUUCCAGUAGAUCUUCCACUCUCAGUCGACUCUUGGCUGUCAAUUUGGAUGGGACACUUCGAUGGUCGGUCCCCUUGAAUGGAGCCGUUGUGGGCAAUGCCGUCGUGGGAGGAACGCAAAAUGACAAGCUAUUCGUCGCACACAAUGUCCCAAACUUUAUUGGAGCUUCACCUACCCGAGGAAAGGUAUCCGUCGUCCUACUCAAAGGAUCCAGACCAACUGUCACGGCAUCCGUCUCUCCCCUCAAUCGACAUGGACCCUUUGGUCCUCCCUCGGCUGCUACCGUCACGACGACAACGGGUACUACUAUGGAGGUUGUCGUAGUGGCAGAAGCAUGGGAGAAGGGAUAUUCAUCCGAUACUGGUAGUGUCUUUUUGCUGAAACCAUCCGCACUCUAUCGAGAAUUUGAUGGACAGGGCAAUGAUGCCUAUCAACUCGACUUGAUUAGUGAUUGGGCGGUGGGUUCCGUCACAAAGCCAGUUGUCAAAUCAUUCGACGAUAAUAGUGCACUGGAAGUCUUUGCAGGGGCGGCAGGAGCACGAUUGAGUGGAUGGACUGGUGCAAAUACUCUCGCGGGUGUCAUCGAUGGAAGCCAAGAAGAUGUAAAGUCGUCCUGGGAUGUCACGCUGCAAACCAACAAGGGCAAUGCUUCUCAGCCUCUACUAGUUGCGCCUGUUCUCUCCAAAGACCAAACAGUCCUGUACCAAUCUGGAGCUUCCACCGAAUUGUAUUGCAUUGGGACUGAAAAUGGGGAGAUUUUGUGGACAUCUAGUGGAAACAACCGUGGCUCGAUUCGCGCCGAACCAAGAUUGGUGGACAAUCCUCAAGAUGAUCCCAAAGUAUUUGUCAUUGAAGGGAGCAAGGGCAAGGUUCGCCAACACGAUGCCUCCAGCGGAGUUAUCGAUUGGACAUUCGACUGCCAUGAUGUAUCAGGGAUCCCAUGCCAUGAUGCCGUCGAGGCAGACUUUAGCAUUGAUCCUUCUGGAAAUACACUGUUCUAUGGAGACGUUUUUGGGAAAAUUGUUGCAUUGCAGAUUGCAACCUUCACGUCACAAGCGCCACAGGCGGCUCCCACGGAUCCACCAGUAACAGCGGUACCCAUUAACCCAGAGGAACCCGAUCCAGAGGAAGUUACACCAGGACCAACGACCCCCCUGGCAACACCUGCCCCCACACCCGACCCAACUCAAAGCCCUGUGGCAACACCCACCAACACACCCAACCCAACUCAAAGCCCUGUAGUGGCACCCACGACGCCGCCCGUAGAGAAGACGCCCACCCCUACGUGGACGCCAGUGACUUCCCCCGUGGAUGUGUACAUACCCUACGAGAUCCCAGGCUCGGAUGCACCCGAUGACGUCGGAUUUGAAGACACUUCCCAAAGCGCGAGUCAGGCGCAAGACACCUCAUCAAACUCCGAAUUCUCUAGUUCCGCCGCCAUCAAUGGUGAAGACGAACCAGACUCCUUCUUCUCCAACGAUAUCAUGAUUAUUUUGGUGGCUGUCUGUGGCGGUCUGGCGCUUGCUAUAAUUGUUCUUCUGAUUGCUCAGAAGGUACGAAGCUCGAAACGAACAAAGGCGCUCCCUUCUCAUGACCUUAUCUCAGAAGAACAAGAUGGCAAGGACUGGAGCAAUGCUCAAGAUGAGUACGAAGAGCACUGUCGUAGAAACGAGGAAGAAACGCUUCGCGAGAUUGAAAGCACUGCACCCUCGACACCCAGCCAGGGAAGCAAGCGGCCUUCUAAAAAGCCGAAGAAGUCCCCGGUGACACCCACGACACUGGCAUCCAUCGAAGAAUCUCCCGCUGAAAACGACACUUCGUUCGUUAGUGAUGCUACACCCAAGAACCUUGUAAAGUCUUUUGAUGCCUCGAUGAUGGAAGAAACUUCAAUCAGGGGCAGAGGCCUAGAAGUGUCCUUGGCUGACGCUCCUCUGCCCAACAAGACUGCAGAUGAUGCAAUUGCGCAACAAAAGUCGACCACAAGUGUAGCGUCGACCGACAACAGCAAGACUGCAGGAAUUUCUUCAGUGGAAGUGGUUGCCAACUUGGGCAAUAAGCCCCCCAAAGUAAUGAGUCGAGUCAGAUCCCCUGCUGUGGUCCCUUCUUCGCCUGACCAUGGAGGGAAUGACUUGAUGUCCGUGGAUGGCUCUCUCUACCUUGACGAUGAUAGUUACCUUCAGGGCAGCAAAGUUGAAGUGGCAUCGCUCUCGCAGUUUUCAGCUGCGUCAACUCAGGAGGGCGGAUCAGAUAUCGGAACCCAUUACACCACCGAUGAAAACGGACUUCGGUUUGAAGCUGCGUACGAGAAGCCGAGGGUGGCGUCCCCUAUUAUGUCUCGAACUUUGAGUCCUCAAGUUGAAGAUUAUCUGCGUCGGAAUACAUCCUUUGGUUCUUCUUCCAAUCCACCUGUGACUCCUGGUGCGUACCUUCAAGCCAAGCCAACUGGAACAAUGUCGCCUAGCCCUGUGACGCCACCAAGUGAAGCAAAUUCGCCCGAACCUGAUGGUGGCAUCGACAAAGAUGUCGCCCGUGCUGGACAUAGCGUUCGGCCUGGAAGUGGGCAAGGUCGAGGCCGUCAAGAAGAACCGAGCGAUGAAGAAAGUAGUGGUAUACGCAGCCGUUCACCUUCAAUUCCUCGUCCACCCGUCGAAGCAGAAGCCAACGAUGAGCCAGAAGACGCGUGGAACAGCUUUCUCUUCGAACUGGCCAAAGCUGAACGGGAAUUCUUCAAUCCUUCGUUUGGAAAGAAGAAAAAGGAGGCAAAGAGGUCAGAAAGCCCCCCUCCUCCUCCACCUCCUCCACACAGCCCUCCCGAGUCGCCUGCUCGUGGGCAACUAGACCCACCAACCAGGCGGCAGCUACUGUAA